UCUCCGCCCCGCCCGCUCCCUCCCGGCGGCCCCGGCGGCCGCGGCCUAACCCGCUCCCUUCCCCCUCGUCCCGGUCCCGGCGCCCCGUUCCGCGGCGCCAUGUCCCGGGCCCCGGUGCGGGUGCUGCGCCUGGGGCUGUGUCCGUACCCCGAGGCGCUGCGGGUGCAGGAGCGCUGCGUGGCGGCGGCGCGGGCGGCGCGGCCCGGGCCCGUCCCCGCUCCCACCCCCGCUCCCACCGCCGGGGAGAGCGUGGUGCUGAGCGAACCGGCGGCCCCCGUGUACGUGUGGGGGCUGCGGGGCGCCCCGGAGGCGGAGGCGGCGGCGCGGCUGCGGGCGCGGGGCGCGGGGCUGCUGGCGGCGCGGCGGGGCGGCCACAUCACGUUCCACGGGCCCGGGCAGCUCCUCGCCUUCCCGGUUCUCGACCUGCGGCGCCGCCGCCUCCCGUUGCGGGGCUACGUGGCGGCGCUGGAGGCGCUGGUGGUGCGGAUGUGCCGCCGCUUCGGCCUGGCUGCCGCCCGCGCCCUCCCGCCGCCCUUCACCGGCGUCUGGAUGGGCGACAGCAAAGUGUGCGCCAUCGGUGAGCGCGGCGGGGGGACACGCACCGGGGGGACACGCACCGGGUGGGUGACAUGGACCGGGGGGACACGCACCGGGGGUGCACUGCGGGAACCACAUCACCUCGCACGGGCUGGCGCUGAACUGCUGCACCGACCUCACCUGGUUCGACCACAUCGUCCCCUGCGGGCUGGAGGGAAAAGGCGUCACGUCGCUGAGCCGCGAGCUGGGCCGGCCCGUCACCGUCGACCACGUCCUCCAGCCUUUCCUCGACUCCUUCCAGGAGGUGUUCGACUGCACCUUGGUGUUUUCAGAAGAUGCCGGGGAGCGGGAGAGCCGCGGCGCCGCGGCUGAGUGUUCCGGCAAACCCUCGGUGCAGCCGCCUGGUGCUUGAUUGCAGGACAAGUUCUGGUGCCUUCACCUGCAGACAGCACGUGAACGGCGGCACAGAGGUCCAGGUUGUCGCUUAAACAGCCAAAACUCCAUCGGGGCUGCUCUCUCCAGCUCCACGGGUCUCUGUCCCUCAGCUCAGACCUCCCAGGGUGUCACGUCCCCGUCGCCUGCUGGGGAGAUGCCCAAACAAGCACUUCUGUGUGUUUUUUCUGCCUGUCUCCCCACAAAAUUCCAACAUUUGGGUGAACGCUCACGAGCCCUUUGGACAAGAGGAGGAGGGACUGGUUGACUGAGCAUUUUUCCCUCGCUGCUGCAUAAAAAGAGGGAGAUUUUCUAUGAAAAGACUUGCUGGGAACUUUGGCUGCUGAUCCUUUGUUUAUUUACCCCAAGAUAUUAUGAAUAACGACCUUUUUCUUGCACUGUGCCCAGAGAAAUCCUCACAAGGCGAAAAUCCUCACUGCGGGGUUGGGGCGGGUGGAAAAAUCACUGAUAAGAGGCUGUAAAUGGUUAAUUACGGAGCAAUGCUGAUGUGGUGGGAAAGCAGGAGGAGGAGUGGGUCUAGGAGAGGAUCUGUGGCCAUUCCAGAUCGUGUGGGGCCACACAGUGUGGGAUCCAGUGCUGGGGAUGUCACUGUGGUCCGUGCAGGUGGUGUUGGCUCCUCCGAAAUCGCCGCCCCGGCUGCAGGAUCCGUGUGAGCUCACAGGAGCCGUCCCAGUGAAGCGGUGCAGCCACCCUGAGGUCCUGCCUAUGGAUGCAAACCUAUAGGUAGACACAGAUAAAACUGAUUUUAAUAACUUUUCGUUCAGGAGAAAUGGAAAAUGGUAAAUAAAGUUCCCGCACGCUGCUCAGAGAGGGAGCUGAGCCCCCCCUGCAGCCCGUCA
Columba livia (rock pigeon) is the source of this 1829-nucleotide messenger RNA. RefSeq names its product lipoyl(octanoyl) transferase 2 (gene LIPT2). Gene Ontology annotation, molecular function: lipoyl(octanoyl) transferase activity. NCBI's taxonomy places the organism in Eukaryota, Metazoa, Chordata, Aves, Columbiformes, Columbidae. The record is from RefSeq and is a predicted model, not a curated record. Gene Ontology annotation, biological process: protein lipoylation. The transcript has 2 exons. Bases 100 to 909 code for a protein of 269 amino acids. Gene Ontology annotation, cellular component: mitochondrion.